AUGAUUAUACAACAUCUUUUAUGGAUUUAUUGUCAAAUUAGAUUUGCACAGUAUCUACUUCAAUUUAUUGCAAAUACAAUCAUUCCAGAUCAUGAUGCACAUGUAUUUAAUCCACCUUUAUGGUCAUUAAAUAAUGGAACAAUUCUUGAUAUUUGUAUUGAUAAAUUUUUCUCAGGUUUACGUCGUUGGGAUGCAAUACAUUUUCUUCAUAUAGCUCGAUUUGGAUAUAUAUAUGAAAAUUCUUUAGCAUUUUUUCCAGGUUAUCCAUUAUUAUUUAUUCGUCCAUUAGCUUAUAUUUUCAAUCAAUUUUUAAUUGAAUCAAAUGCUUAUUUGUUAAGUGCAAUUUUAAUAAAUUUUUUUAUUGGAUUAUGUAAUACAUAUUUAAUAUUUAAAUUAGGAUUAAAAUAUAAAUUAAAAUUUCAUCAUGCAUAUUGGUCAUCAAUACUUUAUAUAAUUAAUCCAGCAACAAUAUUUUUUCUUGCACCAUAUUCUGAAACAUUAUUUUUAUUUAGUCAAUUAUUAGGACAUAAUUAUUUAAAACAAAAUAAAAUUUUUUAUUCAUAUCUUUGUUUUGGAUUUGGUUCAAUUAUACGUUCAAAUGGUAUUAUAUCAUUUGGUUUUAUUAUAUAUUAUUAUUUAAAAAAAAUUUAUCAUAAAAGACAAUUAAUUUUUCCAAUACAUUAUUUUAUUUUAUGUAUUUUACCAUUUUUUUUUACACAAUAUUUUUUAUAUAAAGAAUAUUGUUAUGAAAAACAAAUACCUCAAGAAUUAAAAAUUUAUGGAUUUAAUAAUGAUUUAUCAAUGCCAUUAGAAAAUUUUUCUUCUAUAUGGUGUUUAAAACAGAUACCAUUAUCAUAUCAAUAUGUACAAAAAAAAUAUUGGAAUAUGGGUUUUUUAAAUUAUUGGACAUGGAAACAAAUACCAAAUUUUCUUUUAGCUUUACCAAUAUUUAUUCUCAUGGGAAAUUUUAUUCAAAAUUGGUUUAAAAUAAUAAGAAAAGAUUUAUGGAAAAAAAAAUUUGAAUAUCUUUUUUCAAAUAAAAAUCAAUCAAGAAACAAUAUUUGGUUUGAAAAAAAUGAUUUUAUUCCACAUAUAAUUUAUAUGUUAUUUUUAAGUUUAUUUGCAUUAUUUUUUAUGCAUAUACAAACUGCUGAAGAAAUUCGUGAACAUACAAUUCCAGAAGAUCUACCACCUGUCGAGAAAACAUUAGCCAUGCUUGAUUCACGAUGUGAUAUUCAACGUAUUGCUGGUAUUCGUUCUAUUCCAUCUAUAAUUAUUUCUCAUCGAGAUGGAACUUUUCACCGUGUAUUACCUAAAUUUAAAUUAAUUAUUGAACAAACAGUUGAUAGUGGAGAACAUGCAGUAGCAGCAGAAACAAUUGUUUCUAUGAUACAACAACAAUCAUUAUCUUAUUCGGAGUUUAUAUCAUUAUUUUCACAAAUGAUCUGUGCACUUAUAUUUCCAACUACGACGAAUCGUUUUUCAAUAGAUUUCGGUGAUAUAUGGUGUCAAGCAUUAUGCAAUAUAAUUGAUGCUUUUCCAAAAACAACUUCAUUUACUUCGUUACUUGAUUUAAUUUUUAAUAAUAGUUUACAUGGUUCAUAUGUUCGAGAUCGAUUGGCAAUAAUUUUAGCUAAGUUAUCAUGUCGAUUGAAUUCACAAAUAGUUGAAAAUCGUUUGUUGCCUGUAUUUAAAAAUUUUAUCAAUGAUACUAAUGCUGAUAUUCGUGCACUUGCUUGUCAAAAACUACCAAUUCUUGCUCAAUCACUCGAAUAUAAUCAAAUAUUAAAUUUGAUAUUACCAUUACUUGUUACAUUAUCUAAAGAUGAUAAUUUAGCUGUACGUCAAACAUGUUUUGAAUCAUUACUUGAUCUCAGUAAUAAUCUAAAUGAUUCGAGAUCUAUUCAACAAGUAAAUGAAAUGAUUAUUUCACUUAUUAAAUUUGGUUUAUCAUCAAGAACAUCAAAAUUUAUUACAACAAUUGCAUUACAUCUUUCUGAUUUAUGUCAUACAUUGAGCAUUUUUCAAAUUGAUGAAUGUAAAUUUGUUCAUGAAAUAUUUUUACGAUUAAGUCAAGAAAAAAAUUUUCCAGAGUGUCGAUUAUCUUGUGCAAAACAUUUUUCGUCAAUUAUUGAUUAUCUUGGUCAUGAUGAAUUAUCAAAUGAAUUAGAAAAAUUAUUUUCUGAUUUAUGUAAUGAUAAAGAUUCAAAAAUUUGUUCAAUUAUGCCAUCAACAAUAAUUAAUCUUACAAAAUUAUAUGAUAAUAAUAAUAAUAAUGCUGAAAAGAAAUAUAUGUCAAUAAUAUGGAAUGGUUUUUUAUCAUUAUUAAAUAAUUCAAAUUAUCAUGUUAUGAUUGCAUUAGCAACAAAUUUAUUAAAUAUAUUCAUUAAAUUUUCAAGAAAUCAAGAUGAAGGUCUUUUAUAUGGAUCUAUUUGUUCAAUGUCAGCAAUUCCUGAUUCAGAAAUAUUUAUUAAUCAACUUUUGGAAUAUGAACGACGAAUAUUUGAAAAUACAUUAUCAUGGCGUUCAUGUAUAUUAUGUCUUCAAGCAUUUGUUCAUUUACCAUAUUUAUUAUCAAGUGAACAAAUUCAAACAAAAAUUUUACCAUGUGUUUUUUCACGUAUAUAUAGUAAACAAGUUUGUGUACGUGAAAUAGCUGUUGAUAGUUAUGUUCAAUUAUUAAGAAAAAUUCCACGACGAUCAAUAAGAAAAAAUGCAUUUCAAAAAUUAAAAACUGAACUUUUAUUAAAUAAAUCUUAUCAAUGGCGUAUUAUGUAUAUAAGAGUAUGUCGACAAAUACUUGUUCAUUAUUCCAAACGUUUUUUUAAAGAAAAUUUUCUUGAUACAAUUCUUUCAAUUGAAUAUGAUCCUGUUUUAAGUGUUCGAAUUCAAUUAGUUCCAUUACUUAUUGAAAUAAAAUCUAUUCUACGUUUACCAGCUGAUCGUCAAUCUAUAUCAAAAAUUGAAACUAUGAUGGAAUAUUUUCUUGCUGAUAAAACAUUAACAUUACAUGAUCUUGCAAAUAAUGGUCUUUUACAAUUAGAUCAAAUACGUUCAUAUAAUACAUUAUCAAUAUUUUCAAAUCAUACAUCCGAUGAUAAUAAUGACAAAAAAAAAGAAGAUGAAGAAUAUUUUCUUGAUGAAAUAGAUGCAUCAAAACGUCGUUCAUUAAAUAAAUCAAAUGAUCAAUAUACAAUAUCAAAACGUCUUACAGAUACAUCAAUAUCAAAUAAACAAACAACAUCAUUACGAAGUGCACAAUUAGUAAAAACAAAUUUAGAUAUUCUUCCACGAAAAUCAUCAUUACCUUCAGAUACAAGUAAUGAAAUAAAAGAUAAUAAAAUAUCUCUAACAAAACAACGACGUCGACAAACAUUAAAUGAUAAUACAGUGUCAACAACAUCAUCACGAUUGUCCAAUCAAACACCAACAAAAAAAAAUUUUAAAUUAGUUGUGAGACGGGGCAAACCGGCGUCACUCGGACACGGACACAAUGAUGCAACAAAUUCACCAUCCGCGCUCGAUAGAGGUAAGCCAACUCGGCAGACAUUUCAUUUGGGUUUUGCUGAAAAUGAUGUACCACAAUUGUUUUGUCAAUUGGAUGUUCUUCGUCGAUCAGAAGAAGCUGAAUAUGCUUAUUGGAAAGAGAAAGCACGUUGGGUACGUUUUGAAGAAAUAGCAGAAAAUGUUCUUGGUCGUUGGUCAAAACCUCAUGUUGCAACAUUAAUGCAAACAGCUUUAUUAGAUUUAAAAAAUUUAUUAACCAAUGGAGUUAUUCUUCUUAAUGUUCAAGGAACUGAUUUACCAACACUUUCACAAACUAUGGUUCAAGCACUUCUUGAUGCAAAUUAUAUUGAUGAUGUAGAUAAGGCUCAAAAAAUUGUUUGGAUUCUUGGUUUACCACAUUUUCAUCAUCAUGAAAAACGUUCUGUUAUGAAAACUGCAAGUUCAGUUAGUUUGUCUAAACAAGGUGGUCUUCAUCCAAGUCCAAGUUUUGUUAUUAAUCAUCUUUUACGACGAGAUGAUGAAGUUGAUAAUUCACAAGAUAUGUCAGCACCACAUUUAAUUAGUAAACCAUCAACUCAGGAUAUGACAGUGCCCGAACAUAAUGAAACGAAUGGUACGGCAGUACCAUCGGCUAAGGAUUAUAAUAUAAAAUUACAACGGAAAUUAAGUCGUAAAACUGAAGGUGCAUCAAUAUUAAUAUGUCCAGUUGAUUUUGUUCGAGAAUCAUCAAUUGUAUUUCUUCGUCUUGAAAAUGCUAUUGAAUUAUUAGGAAUGCUUGAAAUAAAACUUUAUUCACGUUUUAUUGUUCUUUUAAUGGGACCCGAAGAAAAUGAAAAACAAUUAUUACAAGUUGGACGUACAAUGGCAACUAUAUUAACUGAUGAUAUAUGUAGAGAAUUUGCUUAUACAUCAAAAGAUUCUCAAGGUAUUUUGGAUAUGAUGGAUAGAUUUAUGCAAGAUACAUAUGUUCUUCCACCAUCGGAAUGGGAUCCAACAAUUCGCAUUGAACCACCAUCACAAUAUAUGAGCAAAGAGCAACGACAAGCUCAAGUACCAGCAGAAAAAGUAGGACAAUUUGAGGAGAUUGAUUUAACUCCUCAUACAGAUCCAAAUUUAAUAGCAUCGAAAAGACCAUUUUAUGGUCUUUUCGUCGAUAUUAAAAAUAAAUUACCAUUUUAUGCAUCAGAUUUUACUGAUUGUGCUAGUUUACAAUGUAUAGCAGCUACACUUUAUUUAUAUCUUGUAUGUCUUUGUUCAGUUGUUGCUUUUGGUGGUAUGCUUGGAACAGCAACAAACAAUUAUAUGGCUACCAUGGAAUGUAUUCUUUCAGCUUCAUUAAGUGGUGUUGUAUAUGCUUUAUUUUCCGGUCAACCAUUAAAUAUUCUUUCGGCAACUGGUCCUAUGUUAAUCUUAGAACGUAUAUUAAAACAUAUGUGCAGUGAUUAUGAAUAUGAUUUUCUUGAAUUUCGUUUAUGGAUUGGUGUUUGGAUAUUUGUACUUUUAUUUAUAUUUGUUAUAUUUAAUUUAAGUUUUCUUGUUAAAUAUAUAACACGUUUUACUGAAGAUUGUUUUGCAUCAUUAGUUGCAACAAUAUUUAUCUAUGAUGCUAUACGUGAAAUUAUAAAACUUCGUAAAACAUAUCCAAUUAAUUAUGCACCAAAUAACGUAUUAGAUUAUACAUGUUCAUGUGUAAAUAUGACUUUAACUCAUACUCAAACAAGACUUAAUAAUACAAAUAUGAUUGAUUAUUUAUUAAAUGCAACAACUUUAAAUGGAACACUUCGAUCUGCAUGUGAAAAAGCAAAUGGUUCUCUUAUUGGUCCUGGUUGUUCAACACCUACUUAUCAUGCUGAUAUAUUUUUUUAUUCAUUAAUUUUAUUUUUGCUUACAUUUUUUAUUUGUAUGGGUUUACAAGAAUUUCGUCAUAGUGCAUUUUUUCCAACAAAAAUUCGUACGAUUCUUGGAGAUUUUUCUGUAUUAAUUGCUAUAGUAUUAAUGUCAGGAUGGGAUUCAUAUUUACAUUUAGGUACACCAAAAUUACAGGUGCCAAAUGAAUUUAAACCAACAUUACCACAUGAACGUGGAUGGUUAAUACCAUUUUUUGGUAAAAAUCCUAUAUGGACAAUACCAAUAGCAAUUAUUCCAGCAUUAAUAGCAACAAUACUUAUAUUUAUGGAUCAACAAAUAACAGCUGUGAUUAUCAAUAGAAAAGAAUUUAAAUUAAAAAAAAAACUUGGUUAUCAUCUUGAUUUAUUUGUUUUAUCACUUACAGUAUUAUUACAAUCAAUGCUUGGUUUACCAUGGUUUGUAGCAGCUACAGUAUUAGCUUUAACACAUGUUAAUGCAUUAAAAAUUAUGAGUGAAAAUACAGCACCAGGAGAAAAACCAAGAUUUGAAGGAAUUAUUGAACAACGUGUCAGUGCUCUAUUAAUGGCUAUUUUAACUGGUCUUAGUGUAUUCUUCACUAAUGUUUUAAGCCAUAUUCCAAUGCCUGUUCUUUAUGCUGUUUUCAUGUUUAUGGGUGUUUCAGCUCUACGAAAUAUGCAAAUUUUUGAUCGAGUUUUAUUAAUGUUUAUGCCACAAAAACAUCAACCUGAUUAUCCAUAUUUGCGUCAUGUACGUAUAACACGUGUUCAUUUAUUUACGGCUAUACAAAUUAUAUCACUUGGUGGUAUGUUUGCUAUCAAAAGUGUUAAAUCAAUUGCUAUUGGUUUUCCAUUAUUGGUACUUGCAACAUGUUUUGUUCGUAAAUUAAUGGAUAAAAUUUUUACACAAGAAGAACUUUUUUGGCUUGAUGAUAUAUUACCUGGUACUAAAAUUGGUCGUAUUCGUCGUACAUCAGCUGCUCGUCAUGUUCAUAUACCAAAAUCAAAUGAUAAUAAUGAUGAUAAUAAUGAAACAAUAACACCAACAAUUGAUAAACUUGAUGAUGAAACAAAUCGAGAUUUAUCAGGAAAUAAUUUACUCAGCAUUGCAGAGAUUAUAAAAGGCACAUCAAUGAAACAAGAUUAUAUCAAUGAUGGUCAUAUGCAAACUAGUGAUUCUGAUCAAUCACAUGCUCCGUUGAUUGUUGUCACAGAAGCAUUACCAUCAGAGGAACUAGAAGAAGAAGAAGAAACCGAGGAAGCUGAACAUUUAAUGCGUCGUGACUCUUCAUCGGAACAAUAUCAUAAUGUGAACGGUAAUAUGAAACAUAAACUUGGUCCGACAUCGGUAUAA
Messenger RNA from Rotaria sp. Silwood1, 6726 nucleotides. NCBI's taxonomy places the organism in Eukaryota, Metazoa, Rotifera, Eurotatoria, Philodinida, Philodinidae. The record is from the annotation of a GenBank genome assembly.